AUGGACGAUGAAUAUGAGCAGCAGCGCCAGCAAUUGGGCAAAAUGGGUCUUCUAGACAUAAUCGAGCAGCGCGAGAAAGAAGACCGAGUAGCGAUGGAAGAAUACAACGCCGCCCGCAACACCGAUCGAACAGCGGGCGAGCGCCCUGCACCCGACACCAAUGCCCAGCCGCCCCAACCCGGAUUCAAUCCAAACAACUACGGUAUGAUAAUGCCGUUCGACGUAUCCGAGAACCUCAUCACCGGCUGCAACAUCUGCCCCCAACAAACCGGCCUCAGCCGCUGCAGUGCCUGCAAAGUAGUCCACUACUGCAGUCCUGAACACCAACGCGCCGACCGCCCCGCACACAAAGUCUGGUGCAAAUCCAUCAAAAAGAUCACAUUCGUCCUCGACAAAGACGAAGCCGCCCUCCGAGCCCACAAGGGCGAUAUGGAUACACCACCCAACGCCUUCGAAACAGCCGUCGGCGACUUCUGGCGUUACAGCGGAACGAGGAAUUACAUGCGAUCCCGCAAUGAGCUCUUAAGAGAACUGCCUAGGUUGAACACCAAAGCCGCUGUGGAAGCUGCACUGGAACACGCGCUUGGGCUGAUGCGGUUGAAUCUGCAGGAUCCGAUGUGUGUGAGGAGUAUCACGCCGGCGUUGAUGCUUCGCUUGGGACGGGAUCAAGAAGCCUAUGAUUUCUGUAAGUGGUGGGUUACUAAGGGGAGUAGUUUGAGUUGUGACUGGAAGAAUGUUAGGCAGCUGCCGCAUGAGAUGAGUAGUGGUGGGGAUGCGUGGGAGAAUGUAGAAGUGUUUGAACGGGUUAAGAAUUUUGGUGAUGGGGGUGGGGAUCACUUCGCCGUGCCCAUUUUCUCUGAUUUGUCGCAUCUUGUUGCGGUUACGCUGGUCAAGGUACGCAUGCUUAUCGAUACAUUCAUACUCACCGAAGGCAUUCAACCACAGCGCUUUAGCGAAUUGAACACCAGCAGCAUUGUGUUGCGCGACAACAUAAGAGCAGGAGAUAUUGGAGAGGUUGAGAUCGUGUUCGAGGAAAUGAAAGACCAGGUCAAGCGAUUGUACCACGCAGUACACAGAGUCAACAAGCACUUUUGGCCUCGAGUGGUAGAGCCCCGGGCCCAUCUACUGAUGAAUCCCCUUAACAUCGGUAUGGGCGAGGAGACGGAGAUGCAUUUGGUCUUGCCGGAGUACUACUGUGCAUGGAGUGAGACACCAGGCGCGAUUGAGGUUAUCGAGGAUAUACUAGAGGGUCGCGAGAUUACCUUUUCACGCUCGACCGGAAGGGGGCUUUUUAAGAAAUAG
Alternaria viburni is the source of this 1302-nucleotide messenger RNA. RefSeq lists its product as uncharacterized. The transcript is spliced from 2 exons. Bases 1 to 1302 code for a protein of 433 amino acids. Lineage: Eukaryota; Fungi; Ascomycota; Dothideomycetes; Pleosporales; Pleosporaceae. The record is from RefSeq and is a predicted model, not a curated record.